This is a messenger RNA of Apis mellifera (honey bee), 5199 nucleotides long. It is a transcript of the gene Uggt, whose product is annotated as UDP-glucose:glycoprotein glucosyltransferase. Gene Ontology annotation, cellular component: endoplasmic reticulum. The transcript is spliced from 23 exons. Bases 160 to 4851 code for a protein of 1563 amino acids. Lineage: Eukaryota; Metazoa; Arthropoda; Insecta; Hymenoptera; Apidae. Gene Ontology annotation, molecular function: UDP-glucose:glycoprotein glucosyltransferase activity. The record is from RefSeq and is a predicted model, not a curated record.
CCUAGGAAAUUUUAUAUUUCUCUUAAAAGUGCUAAUAAUUCUAGAUUAAAGUGUACAAAUAAUGUACUAUUAAUAAUGCAUAAUGCAUAAAAAGAAUAUGAGCAUAACAUUUAAUAAUAUUUUUAAUAACCAAAAUAAUUUGUAAAGUUCACAAAAUAUAUGCCUAUGCGUAUAGUAAAUAAUUAUAUUAAGUAUAGACGUAUCAGUAUCUUUCACCAGUUACCGGCACGUGUUUUGCAUGGAUUGGUUAUUAUCCUUGUCCAAUUCUUUUACAAUAUGAGUUUCAUGGAAAAUUUAAAGAUGCGGUUAAUUAUAUGUCUUUAUUUUUUAAUACUAUGUACAAUAUACAUUGAAGCAGAAAAAAGAGUAAACAAAUAUGUAACUACUUUAAUAGAUGCAAAAUGGAAAGAAACACCUUUGGCUCUUGAAGCUGCUGAAUAUUUAAAUGAUGAAAAUCCAAGUUAUUUUUGGAAAUUCAUAGAUAAUUUUGCUAAUUAUAAUUUAAGAAAUGUUACAGAGAAAGAUAACUAUGAUGCUGUUAUUGCAUUUGCUGAAAAAUAUUUAUCUCAUUCUGAGUUAGCAUUAAUGAAAUUAGCAUUAUCAUUAAGAAUUUAUUCAGCACGUAUUGAAAUGUUCACACAAAUGGCAGAAAAUAAAAAUAUGUCCUUUCUUGAUUGUUAUAACAUAGUGGAUAUUGGUGGAGUGUUUACAUGUUCUUUAGAAGAAUUAGAAAAGUUGGCUAUUCAAGAUACUUGGAUACGUCCAGAUAUUUACAGUGUAGAUCAUCGUUAUCAUGCAUCUCAACAAUCAGAUAAAAUUAUUAUAUUAUAUGGACAAAUUGGAACACCAAAAUUUUUGGAUUUCCAUAAUAAAUUAAAAGAUCUUGCAGAAACCAAUGGAAUUAAUUAUAUUUUACGACAUUAUUUAAAGGAUAGAAUAGAUAAAAAUGUACGUUUAUCUGGAUAUGGUGUGGAAUUGCAAAUGAAAUCCACAGAAUAUAAAGCAACAGAUGAUUCAGAUAUUAAAGAUAAUACAGGAAAAGAUUCAGAGACUACAACUGAUAGUAUGGAAGAAAUAGAUGGGAUUAAUUUUGUAACUUUAAAAAAUUUGUAUCCUAAUAAACAAUUAGAGUUAGAUAAAUUACAAACUCAUUUACUUGAAACUAGUCAUGAAAUUGGUGCUUUAAAAGUAUGGCAGUUUCAAGAAUUAAGUUAUCAAGCAGCUGAAAGAAUAAUGAAUUCUCCUACAAAUGAAGCUAUUAAUGUUUUAACAGAUAUUUCACAAAAUUUUCCAAUGCAGGCAAAAUCUCUAAUUAGAACAAAAGUAAAUAAUGAAAUGAAAAAAGAAAUGAAACUUAAUCAAGCAAUAUUUUCUACAAGUUUAAAUAUACAACCUACAGAUACUGCACUUUUCAUUAAUGGAUUAUUUUUUGAUUUGGAAGCAGUAGAUGUUCUCAGUCUUUUAGAAUCAUUGAGAAGUGAAUUAAGAAUAAUGGAAUCUCUUCGUAAAAUCGGAUUUAGUAAUAAAGAGAUAAGCUCAUUGUUAGCUUUGGAUUUAUCUACUAAUAUGGAUAAACAAGAAUUUGCAAUGGAUAUAAGAGAUUCAGCUAUAAUUUGGGUAAAUGAUAUUGAACAGGAUUCAGCUUAUGCGAGAUGGUCGUCAUCGUUAACAGAAUUAUUGAGGCCAACUUUUCCUGGAAUGUUAAGAAAUAUUAGAAGAAAUUUAUAUAAUUUGGUAUUAAUUAUUGAUCCUUUAAGUGGAGAAUCCAGUCCUCUGAUAACAUUAGCACAAUCAUUAUAUCUACAUUCCGCACCAUUAAGAGUGGGUUUUGUCUUUGUAACGAAUUACGAUUCCUCUGUAACUGGAUUAACUGAUGCCAGUGUCGCAAUUAAUAAUGCAUAUCAUUACUUUGCGGAAACCAAAGGAUCGGAACAUGCUUUACAAUUUCUGAUAGACUUAGGAAAUUAUAUUGGACCAGAAGGAGUAGAUGUAGAAGAUAUAAAGAAAACAAUAAAAAUGCAGGAUUCAUCUGCUAAUAUAAAUUAUAUCCUUGGCGAAGAAUCUGAAUAUGACGUAGGACGUCAUUUAGCUAGUGAUUUCGUAAAGCGAUCUGGUUUUAGGAAAUUUCCACAAGCUUUACUUAAUGGUGUACCUUUAUCAUCUGAUCAAUUAAACGCCAAUUCAUUUGAAGAAGCUGUUUUAUCUACCAUCAUAUCGCAAACACCUGCAUUACAAAAAGCUGUAUAUCGAGGAGAAAUAACUGAAGGAGAUGAUGUAGUUGAUUAUAUUAUGAAUCAACCGAAUGUUAUGCCUUGCUUGAAUGAACGAAUAUUGAAACCAGAAAAACAUACAUGGUUAAACUUAAUUGGUACCAUACCUAAUGAUGAAGAUUAUAAUAAAUGGAGUCCUCAAGAUUUAUCAAGUUGGUUGAUGAAUAAAAUGCGUUAUAUAUAUGUUCCACGUCGCACAACUGUUCAUCAUUUAUAUACAUUUUGGAUUGUAACAAAUUUAAAUGAAUUAAAAGGUAGACAAUUAUUACGUGAGGCACUCGAAUACAUAGAAUCAAAUGCAGAUGUUAGAAUUAGUAUAAUUGUUAAUCCACUUGUCGAUACGAAUGAUAAUACAAUCGAUAUCAAUCAAAUAGUAUUAGCUGCAUUACACACUCUUCCGGUAGAAAAAAUUAUGCGCUUUAUUCGUAACAUAAUAAAGGAAGAUGUGGCUACUGUUAUUCUUAAUGGAAAAGUUGAUAUAGAGGAAGAAGCUGUAAAGGAACGAUUAAAAAAUCAAAUAGAUGAAUUGUAUAUACAUCGUCGAUAUAUUAAAACAGUAUUAAAUUUAGAAAAAGGAGCUAGAGCGAUCGUAUGUAAUGGACGAUUAAUCGGUCCUUUAGAUGAUGAUGAAGAAUUUACAAAUGAAGAUUUUUCAUUAUUGGAAAGAUUUACUCAAAGUACUUAUGAUGAUAAAUUAUUGAAAAAAUUAAUAAAAGGACAAUUAUUGGAAAAUGACGAAUAUGAAAAGAAUGAAAUCACCGAUGAUAUGAUAAUGAAAAUCACAUCUUUAUUAGCAUCGCAUCCACAAACGCGAAGUCGAUUUCACGUUCCUUUUCACGGUGAUGAUUACAGUGCCAUAAAGAUUCCAGCGAUAAAUCCGGAUGAAGUAUCAUUUAAUUUAAUUGCUAUUGUCGAUCCAGUAUCUCGUGGUGCGCAAAAAUUGGGUCCAAUUUUAAAAACACUUCAGCAAUCUUUAAACUGUAAUAUUAAAGUGUUUUUAAAUUGUUUGGAUAAAAACAGCGAUAUGCCAUUGAAAAGUUUUUAUCGUUUUGUAUUUGAACCUCAAUUACAAUUUUUUCCUGAUGGGCGUAUUAAUGGAGCUAUGGCGAAAUUUACAAAAUUACCGACAUCAUCUCUUUUGACACAAUAUAUUCAUGCUCCAGAAAAUUGGUUAGUAGAAGUUAUUAGAAGCGUUUAUGAUUUAGAUAAUAUAAAAUUGGAUAACGUAGCAAUUGGAGUGCAUAGUGAGUUCGAAUUAGAAUAUUUACUUCUUGAAGGUCAUUGUUUCGAAGCAGUCAUCGGAAAUCCACCACGUGGAUUACAGAUUACAUUAGGAACAGAAAAGCAACCAUUAAUGGUAGAUACUAUAGUAAUGGCAAACUUGGGCUAUUUUCAGUUAAAAGCAAAUCCAGGUGAAUGGGUAUUACGUCUUCGACAAGGGCGCUCAGCAGAAAUUUAUGAUUUUACCACAGUUGGUGGCCAAGAUGUUCUACAAAAUGAUAAUGAUGUAAAAGUUGUUAUAAGUUCUCUUAGAAGUCAUGUAUUGAAAGUUAAAGUAUCCAAGAAGCCAGAUAAAGUGGGAAUGGAUCUUUUAUCGGAAGAUGAUAAAAGUUCUGGUUUAUGGAAUUCUAUUUCUAGGACAUUUACGACAACGGAUGAUAGUGAUGAUCAAGAUGAAAAAUUAAAUAUUUUCUCUCUAGCAUCUGGACAUUUAUAUGAAAGAUUUUUGAAAAUUAUGAUGUUGAGUAUUAUAAAGCAUACCAAAAGUCCCGUUAAAUUUUGGUUUUUGAAAAAUUAUCUUUCACCAACAUUAAAGGAUUUUUUGCCUCAUAUGGCAAAAGAAUAUGGCUUCGAAUAUGAAUUAGUACAAUAUAAAUGGCCUCGUUGGCUUCAUCAACAAACUGAAAAACAAAGAACUAUAUGGGGUUACAAAAUAUUAUUUUUGGAUGUUUUAUUUCCAUUAAAUGUUAAGAAAAUAAUAUUCGUUGAUGCUGAUCAGGUUGUAAGAGCAGAUUUGAAAGAAUUAGCGACUAUGGAUCUUGGAGGUGCACCAUAUGCAUACACUCCAUUUUGUGAUAGCAGGAAAGAAAUGGACGGAUUUAGAUUUUGGAAGCAAGGUUAUUGGCGAAAUCAUUUACAAGGUCGCGCUUAUCACAUCAGUGCUCUUUAUGUAGUAGACUUGAAGCGAUUUCGACGCAUCGCGGCCGGAGAUAGAUUAAGAGGACAAUAUCAAGCACUAAGUCAAGAUCCUAAUAGUUUGGCCAAUCUGGAUCAAGAUCUUCCCAAUAAUAUGAUUCAUCAAGUGGCUAUUAAAACAUUGCCUCAGGAAUGGUUGUGGUGCGAAACUUGGUGUGAUGAUACAUCCAAAAAAUACGCUAAAACAAUAGAUUUGUGUAAUAACCCAAUGACUAAAGAAGCUAAGCUACAAGCUGCCGUACGUAUUUUACCAGAAUGGAUAGGUUAUGAUGAAGAAAUAAAAGCUUUACAAUUAAAGUUAGAGAAUGAGAAUAGACAAACAGAAAAAGAAGAGAAUGAAAUAUUCGAAGAUACGGAAAAUUUUACAAAGCAUGAAGAAUUAUAAAUAAAAUGAAAUAUAAGAAUCAAUUAAUAAAAUGAAAUAUAAGAAUCAAUUAAAAAAAAGAUAGUAUGGAUACUUUUACAAUUAAAAAAAUUUUCCACAAAUAAUGGAUUAUUUUCAAUAUUCGCAAGCACAUUGUUGCAACAGCGCGUGAUUUUUUAAAUGACAAAUAAAACAUUCAAAAAUAUUGAUUGUCUUAAUUUAAUGAAUUAUUCAAUCAAUCAUUCAGAAAUGUGUCAUAUUGUAGUAAUUAAUUAUAGAUAAGGAAUUAUGUCCAUACCGUUAACAUAAUUGUGAUUUUGUAUUAUCUACUAUAGUUAUAAGAAAUAAACUUGUAAUGUUUGUAAGGUA